AUGGGUCUCUCGGUGGAUAACGGCGGCGGCCCGGCCACCCUCACUCACAAGGUGUUCCUCCUCACCAACUACGCCCUCAUCGGCGCCGCCUCCAGCUGCGCUUUCCUCACCCUCUCCCUCCGCCUCAUCCCAUCCCUCACCGGCGCCCUCCUCGUCCUCCUCCACGCCGUCACCAUCGCCGGCGCCGCCGUCUCGUGUCGUUUCUCGUCCGAGGCGCCCGACCCAGUACUUCUGUUGGCGGAGCAAGGCACAGAACUCUUCACUCUGGAUUUGCUGCUCAGAGUUGGAUGGAUUUUUUAA
Molecule: messenger RNA, 300 nt
Organism: Striga asiatica
Lineage: Eukaryota; Viridiplantae; Streptophyta; Magnoliopsida; Lamiales; Orobanchaceae
Source: the annotation of a GenBank genome assembly